Nilaparvata lugens (brown planthopper) is the source of this 1613-nucleotide messenger RNA. It is a transcript of the gene MED18, whose product is annotated as mediator of RNA polymerase II transcription subunit 18. Gene Ontology annotation, biological process: termination of RNA polymerase II transcription; regulation of transcription by RNA polymerase II. Bases 1 to 801 code for a protein of 266 amino acids. The record is from RefSeq and is a predicted model, not a curated record. NCBI's taxonomy places the organism in Eukaryota, Metazoa, Arthropoda, Insecta, Hemiptera, Delphacidae. Gene Ontology annotation, molecular function: transcription coregulator activity. The transcript is spliced from 4 exons. Gene Ontology annotation, cellular component: mediator complex; core mediator complex.
AUGAGGCGUCAAAUGCGGUCGAUUUUCAUUCCUGCACCUCCCGACAAAUGCGGUCAGCGACAGAGUGGAAAUCAUGUUGUUACUAAUUUUUUCUCUCUCCAGGAAUGGGGCCAGCUGUCUUCACAGCAACCGCCGACCGCUAUGGACAGUUUGUCGGUUGCACUGAAAGGCAACAUAAUUCCCAACCAGGAGUACCUGUUGCAAGGCAGUGUGUUGGAUAGUGCCGUCGAGAUACUGUUACAUCGACUGAGAGGACUUUGCGACAAUGUCGACUCGGGACCUGAGACGUUUCACGACCAUGAGAUGUGUUUCAGCAUAAGGCCUCCAGCAGGGCCUAACAGUCCACAACCUCUCCUACUGCGCGUGCGCCGCGCUUUGGACACACAAGACGCGCCCUGGCAGUUGCGCUACAUCGGCCAACCGGAGCUGGGCGCGCCCGACGCCAAGUCGCGUCCCACCAUUGUUCGCAGCAGCAUCGACAUCGGCACCAGCUCCACUGUUGUCGACUUCCUCACCGAGCUCGGCUGUCGGCUCGACUUCGAGUACAUUGUGCGCGGCUACAUGUUCUGCAAGGGUCGCAUGAAGAUCACCGUGUCCAAGAUCUACAAGAUGGGCCAGGGUAAACCUCCGGAGAGCCUGGAACCUGUCUCGCAGUCCUACCUGGUUGAGCUGAGUGUGCUCGCCCCGUCAGGUCAGGACGCCAUUGCUGACGAUAUGCGCGCGUUUGCCGAUCAACUCAGACCACUCGUCAUACUGGAGAAAGUCGACUACAAGCGACUGCCCUUGUCCGCCAUGCCUUAAGCACGGUGUAAGGAACAAUCUUUCUUAAAGCGGAGUUCACAUUAGACAUGUUUUCUUGACUCUAAGCAAAAAUCGUACAUUUUACUCAAGCGCUCUUUCGAGUCAAGAAAACUUGAAAGAUCUUCUUCUCUUCUUCAUGUGCCGUCUCCAUGGCGGAGGUUGGCUAUCAUGAUGGCAAUUUUCACCCUGCUUACAGCUGACUUGAAAUAGUUAUUUGUGCAACUAGUGCGCAAAGUGACAGUUUGCUGCACCGAAAGAAACGUUUACGGCCGAGCCGUAGGCGAGGGCGGAAUGAUUUCUUGAGUGCAGCAGAGGAACUUUGCGCACGUAUUUCACAUUAAGUUUUUCCUACAGUUACCAUUGAAUAUGAAAAAUGGGUAAUUAUGGGUAAAAUUGCCUGAAAUCCAUCAAAUGUAUAUCUGUGUAAUUUUAUUAUUAAUAAAUAAAAUAGAAUGUACUAUGUGUGUUUGAAUGGCGGCUGUGUGCUGUCAACUGCUGUCAUCCACUGUGCCUGUCCACCACCUCAAGACUCUUAUAACGUGCACCACAGUCACUGUUACCAACUUAAUUUCGAUUUUGCUGAACUGGUGCUCCAUAUAACCUACUAACUAUUUUGCGUUGCCAUGUUGCAAAUCUGGAGUGCAGGAAAAAUUUUUCCCUGCGGAAAUUUUUUCACUAGAGCGGAAAAGUGAUUCUUUGCGUUCUGUAAUCAGUGCAGCAAUGGCCACUUUUCAAGGUAACUGUAGGGAAAGUUCAUUUUAGAUGCACAUGAACCAAUUCCUUAAAUUGCGCAACCAAUAUAUCCUUAUUGA